AUGUUGGUCCUUUUUGAAACCCCGGCCGGUUACGCUAUAUUUAAGCUUCUUAAUGAAAACAAACUUAAACAAACGGAUAACUUAUAUUUGGAAUUCGAAACGCCAGAAGCUGCUAGUAAGAUUGUAAAAUUGAAGCAUUUUGAAAAGUUCACUGACACUACUGAAGCUCUUGCUGCAACCACAGCCGCUGUGGAAGGAAAACUGUCUAAAAGCCUCAAGAAGGUACUGAAAAAAUAUGUUGACAAAGACAUACAAGAUCAGCUAUUAGUAGCAGACGCAAAAUUAGGAAGUGCAAUAAAGGACAAACUUAAUUUGCAAUGCAUAUCCAACACAGCUGUUCAGGAGUUAAUGCGGUGCAUUCGUUGCCAAUUGGACAGUCUUCUGGCAGGACUUCCCAAAAAAGAAAUGACAGCUAUGGCAUUAGGAUUGGCACAUUCCUUAUCAAGAUAUAAACUAAAAUUCUCCCCUGACAAAAUAGACACAAUGAUCAUCCAGGCAGUAAGUUUGUUAGAUGAUUUAGACAAAGAACUCAACAAUUACAUGAUGAGAUGUAGAGAAUGGUAUGGGUGGCAUUUUCCUGAGUUGGGAAAAAUAAUUACUGAUAACAUUGCUUUUGUCAAAACUGUAAAAAUUAUUGGAACAAGGGAGCAUGCAGCAGAAUCAGAUCUGUCAGAUAUUCUUCCUGAAGAACUUGAAGAGAAAGUAAAGGAAGCAGCAGAAAUUUCAAUGGGUACUGAAAUAUCAGAAGAGGAUAUAAUCAACAUUCAACAUUUGUGUGAUCAAGUCAUAGAAAUAUCUAAUUAUCGGACCCAACUAUAUGAUUAUUUGAAAACACGGAUGAUGGCCAUGGCUCCAAAUGUAACUGUAUUAGUAGGAGACCUAGUGGGAGCAAGACUUAUUGCCCACGCUGGUUCUUUAAUGAAUUUGGCCAAAUAUCCAGCAUCUACUAUACAGAUCUUAGGUUCAGAAAAAGCUCUCUUUAGAGCUUUGAAAACUAAAAAGGAUACUCCAAAGUAUGGCCUAAUUUAUCAUGCACAGUUGAUAGGUCAAGCAAGUGUUAAAAAUAAAGGAAAAGUAUCGCGAAUGUUAGCAGCCAAAACAGCCCUAGGUGCUCGCGUUGACGCUUUAGGGGAGGACGCAUCUUUUAUUUUAGGGGCUGAGCACAAGGCCAAGUUAGAAGCUAGACUUCGAAUACUGGAAGAAGGAAAUUUGAAGAGGAUAAGUGGAACUGGAAAGGCCAAAGCAAAGUUUGAAAAAUACCAUGCAGUCAGUGAGAUAAAGCAAUACCCUGCUGCUGCAGAUUCAACACUUCCACCUAGUAAAAGAAAGAGAUCAGUUUCAGAAGACAACAAGUCAUUAAAAGAAGAAAAAGUUGAUGUUAAAGAGGAAGAUGGUGAAGCAUCAUUCUCAACACCAAAGCAAAAGAAGAAGAAAUCCAAAAAAGAUCACACAAAAGAAGAUACACAAGAAGAAAUAAGCGUAAAGACCGAAGAUGAAGAAACGAUGGCAGAGCCAUCGGUUUCUGAAGGAGGUUCUUUAAAGAAAAAGAAAAAGAAGAAACAGCAACAAGAAGCUGAAGAAAGUAUACAAGUAAAAGAAGAAAUUGAAGAUGAGGCGGCAGAAGACACCCCGCAAAAGAAAAAGAAGAAGAAGAAGAUUGAAGGGCAAUUUUCAGUAGUUGAAACAACUACUCCUAGUUCUGAAAAGAAAAAGAAAAAGAAAAGGGCUGCAACAAGCACCGAGUAAUAAAUACGUGGAAGACAGACAUAACAUGUGAAGCUUCGAUGGGAGCACUUAAACUAUGUAACAUCUCUGAUUUUAAGUAUCUCCUUUAAAAAAAUAUUUUAAUUCAAUCAUAUGUAUAAAAGUAAAACAGAGUUAAUUUCAGUGUAAUUGGUUACACUUUUUAAUUAUAUUGUAGAAGUGCCACUCUGCAUCUAUAAAAAUAAGUAAAUUUUUGUCAAUGUUUA
Agrilus planipennis (emerald ash borer) is the source of this 1970-nucleotide messenger RNA. Its product is annotated as nucleolar protein 58. Bases 1 to 1746 code for a protein of 581 amino acids. Gene Ontology annotation, cellular component: box C/D methylation guide snoRNP complex; small-subunit processome. Lineage: Eukaryota; Metazoa; Arthropoda; Insecta; Coleoptera; Buprestidae. Gene Ontology annotation, molecular function: snoRNA binding. The record is from RefSeq and is a predicted model, not a curated record. The transcript has 6 exons.